GAGGAGGUGGAGUCCAGAUGGUGCUGAGGUUGUUCAGCCUGGCCGAAGUGGGGAAAAAGCGUGUUUGGUGGUAGGGCAAGGGCAAAGAAAAUGAGCAACGUCGUCCUGAGAGGGCUGUCAGGACAAAACCAGAUUUCAGUUGAGUCAGGUUUAACGUGGAGAGAACAUUCUAGGGAAUGGCUGAGCAUGUAGCGUUGUGUUUUGGCAAAAGGCUAGGCCUUUUUUUUUUUUUUUUUUAAUGUUUAAGCUCUAUGCCCAACAUGGGGCUCGAACUUACAACCCCGAGAUCAAGAGUUGCAUGCUCUCCGACCGAGCCAGCCGGGUGCCCGAAGACUAGGGUUCUUGAGGGCAGGGAAGUGUUCCAAAUGGGAUCAGGAAGGGGAGGAAGAGCCAGGGUUGAGAUGAGAUUGUAGGCAAGAUUAGCUGAUUAAAGAGGUUUGCACCUUUGGGGGUGAUUAGGGAAGUGGGGGGGCAGGGCGUGGAGGAAUGGUCUGGAGGCCAGCCCCAGACUUCCAGUUAGAACGGAGAUGGGAAAUUAGGUCACCCCCUGGGCGGCUCCCCCUCUUGGGGGGAGGGGGGUUUGAGUCGGGGGGAUGAGGGGCUGCCUGGGAUGUUUCCUGCCUUAAAGGGACUCACAGACCCGGAAGGGAGAUUAGAUGUAUGCAAAUAACCUAAAUUGAGAAGGCAGAAGUUGGCAGCAGGCUAGAGAUUCUGCCUUUGGUGUUCAGUUCUAGUGACUUCGCUGCCUUCCCCGCCCCACGUCCUUUUUUUGUGAUCCUUAAUGUUUUUCAAGAGUUUGGCCCUUUCCGGGUUCAACAAUGUUAAAUAGGCCUUUGCUAAUGAACACCGUUCAUCUCUGUGGCCCUUGCCACGUUGAUUUGACUACAGAAGCCUUUUAUUUUCUUAGGGGAUCGGGGAAAGUCAAUGGUAACGUUUAACUUUCAGAAAUUCCUGUGUAGCGCACAAGUGUAAUAACUCACCUUGGCACUCCUUUACUUGACCUCCAAGGGCUGGAAGGAAUGCUUGCUACCUUCCCAGACCCUUAGUACUCCACGUCAGGAAACCCCCUUGCUUGUUUGUGGGAAUUCAGUUCAAAGGAGUCAUUUACCUACGUGGGUGUUACUUUCUUCCGAGAUACAGAAUCAUUAUUAGCAGGGCAUGUUGAAAAGUUGUUAGUUUUUUUUGUUUGUUUUUUUAACACAGAAAGGAAGGCCAGAAACCACGGGAGGGAGAAGGAGCUAGAGCGGUUUCCCCUUUUCUGUAAAUCCAACGGUAAUUUUAUGAUGCACAUCUCUUUGGGAUGUAGAUCUCUUGGUUUCCUUCAGCCUUUGCCGGGAGGGCAGAGGGGUUCGUGGGGGACAUCGGCCUGCUGCUUUUAUCAGCCUUUUUGAUUCGUGCAAGGCUCCACCCUGGAAGCUCUGAGAGCAGUCGCUGGGGCAAGGGGCCAGUCUCACUGAGCUCCAUUGCCUGGAACCUAGGGCUUGUCAGAGCACAAUGAUUACGAGUGGGAUCUGGGAGGACACUGCCCAGGUUCAGAGUUCAGCUCAGCUGCUUACCAGCUGGGUGAUCUUGGGUCAGUUACUUAGCUUUCUCGCCGCUUGAUGACCCCUCUGGUGGGCUUGUUGAAAGGCUUAAAGGAGUCGGCACUUACGAAGCGUUUAGAGCAGGGCUUGGCCCGUGGCUCUGCCCAGUGCUUUUGGCUCUCAUUAAUAUUCCCAGGCUUUACGGCGGGCAACAAGGCUUUUGUGUAUCACAGGUCACCGGACAAAAGUAAACUGGCAGAUGGGAAGCGUGGACCCUGGCUUUUGUUUUUUUUAACUUCCUUGCUCCAAAUGAUGCCCCCAAAGGAAAAGACCAAAAUUGUUGAGCCCUUGGACUAUGAGAAUGUCAUCACCCAAAGGAAAACCCAGAUUUACAGCGACCCCCUCAGAGACCUGCUUAUGUUUCCGAUGGAAGACAUAUCUAUCUCGGUGAUAAGCCGUCAGCGCAGAACAGUGCAGUCCACUGUACCAGACGAUGCUGAGAAAAGAGCCCAGAGUUUGUUUGUCAAAGAGUGUAUUAAAACCUAUAGCACAGAUUGGCAUGUGGUAAAUUAUAAGUAUGAAGACUUCUCCGGGGACUUUCGAAUGUUGCCAUGCAAGUCUCUGCGACCAGAAAAGAUACCCAACCAUGUGUUUGAGAUUGAUGAGGACUGUGAUAAAGAUGAGGAUUCGUCUUCGUUAUGUUCUCAGAAGGGCGGUGUGAUAAAACAAGGCUGGCUGCAUAAAGCAAACGUAAAUAGCACCAUCACAGUUACCAUGAAGGUAUUCAAGAGACGGUAUUUUUACUUGACUCAACUUCCUGACGGUUCAUAUAUUCUCAAUUCCUAUAAAGAUGAGAAAAAUUCAAAAGAAUCUAAAGGUUGCAUCUACCUGGACGCCUGCAUCGACGUUGUUCAGUGCCCCAAAAUGCGCCGUCAUGCAUUUGAACUCAAGAUGUUAGAUAAGUAUAGCCAUUACCUGGCUGCUGAGACUGAGCAGGAAAUGGAGGAAUGGUUGCUAACUUUGAAAAAGAUUAUUCAGAUCAAUACCGACAGUUUAGUGCAAGAGAAAAAGGAGACGGUAGAAACAACACAAGAAGAUGAAACUAGCAGCCAAGGAAAAGCCGAGAACAUCAUGGCCAGCUUGGAAAGGAGUAUGCAUCCGGAACUGAUGAAGUACGGCAGAGAAACUGAACAGCUAAAUAAACUCAGCAGAGGGGACGGAAGACAGAAUCUCUUUUCUUUUGAUUCGGAAGUCCAGAGGUUGGACUUUUCAGGAAUCGAGCCUGAUAUAAAGCCAUUCGAGGAAAAGUGCAAUAAACGUUUCCUGGUAAACUGCCAUGAUUUAACUUUCAAUGUCUUGGGUCAAGUUGGAGACCAUGCAAGAGGACCAGCCACAAAUGUUGAACCCUUUUUUAUCAAUCUCGCUUUAUUUGAUGUGAGGAACAAUUGUAAGAUUUCAGCUGACUUCCACAUAGACCUGAAUCCCCCGCCUGUCCGUGAAAUGCUGUGGGGUGCUUCUGCGCAACUGGCCGCCGACGGACACCCGAGAAGCUCUUUACCAGAGUCUUUUAUUCAUGGAAUUGCAGAAUCCCAGUUACGCUACAUAAAGCAGGGAAUUUUCUCGGUGACGAAUCCACAUCCUGAAAUUUUUCUAGUUGCGAGAAUUGAAAAGGUGCUCCAGGGAAACAUUACACACUGUGCAGAACCCUACAUCAAAAAUUCAGACCCAGCAAAGACGGCGCAGAAGGUGCACAGGACAGCAAAGCAAGUAUGUAGCCGCCUGGGACAGUACAGAAUGCCCUUUGCUUGGGCUGCCAGACCCAUUUUCAAAGAUACUCAAGGUUCUCUGGAUCUGGAUGGGAGGUUUUCUCCUUUGUAUAAACAAGACAGUAGCAAGCUUUCAAAUGAAGACAUUCUCAAGUUACUCUCAGAAUACAAGAAGCCGGAGAAGACCAAAUUGCAGAUUAUUCCUGGGCAGCUAAACGUCACGGUAGAAUGUGUUCCUGUGGAUUUAUCAAAUUGCAUUACUUCCUCAUAUGUGCCCCUGAAGCCUUUCGAAAAGAAUUGUCAAAAUAUUACCGUGGAGGUCGAAGAGUUUGUUCCAGAAAUGACAAAAUAUUGUUAUCCGUUUACUGUUUAUAAAAACCAUCUGUAUGUCUAUCCCUUGCAAUUAAAAUAUGAUAGCCAGAAGACAUUUGCCAAGGCGAGGAACAUCGCAGUCUGUGUAGAGUUCCGGGAUUCAGAUGAAAGCGACGCUCGCGCUCUAAAGUGUAUUUAUGGAAAACCUGCAGGAUCUGUUUUUACCACAAAUGCUUACGCUGUUGUCUCCCAUCACAACCAAAAUCCAGAGUUCUAUGAUGAGAUUAAAAUCGAGCUUCCCAUUCACCUGCAUCAAAAGCAUCAUUUGCUCUUCACGUUUUAUCAUGUAAGUUGUGAAAUUAACACAAAGGGAACAACCAAAAAGCAGGACACAGUUGAAACUCCAGUUGGCUUUGCCUGGGUACCUUUGCUGAAGGAUGGUAGAAUCAUUACAUUUGAGCAGCAGCUGCCGGUUUCAGCCAAUCUUCCUCCAGGCUACUUGAAUGUGAAUGAUGCAGAAUCAAGAAGGCAGUCUAAUGUGGAUAUUAAGUGGGUAGAUGGCGCUAAGCCUUUGUUGAAGAUUAAAAGCCACUUAGAGUCUACCAUUUAUACUCAAGAUCUACAUGUCCACAAAUUCUUCCAUCAUUGCCAGCUGAUUCAGUCGGGCUCCACAGAAGUUCCGGGGGAGCUCAUUAAAUAUUUAAAGUGUUUGCAUGCCAUGGAGAUCCAAGUGAUGAUACAGUUUCUGCCUGUAAUUCUUAUGCAACUCUUCCGAGUUCUCACAAACAUGACCCACGAAGAUGACGUUCCUGUCAACUGUACCAUGGUUCUCUUACAUAUCGUUUCAAAGUGCCAUGAAGAAGGCUUGGAUAAUUAUUUAAGAUCCUUCAUCAAGUAUAGCUUCCGACCCGAAAAACCGAACGCGCCUCAGGCCCAGCUGAUACAUGAAACUCUGGCCACUACGAUGAUUGCAGUGUUGAAACAGUCUGCUGACUUUUUGUCGAUAAACAAACUGCUAAAGUACUCGUGGUUUUUUUUUGAAAUUAUUGCAAAGUCUAUGGCCACAUACUUGUUGGAAGAGAAUAAAAUUAAGCUUCCCAGAGGCCAGAGAUUUCCAGAGGCAUAUCAUCAUGUCUUACAUUCAUUGCUUCUUGCGAUAAUUCCGCAUGUGACUAUUCGCUAUGCCGAGAUUCCCGAUGAGUCCAGAAAUGUCAAUUAUAGUUUGGCUAGCUUCCUGAAGCGCUGUUUGACACUAAUGGAUAGAGGAUUUGUUUUCAAUUUGAUAAAUGACUAUAUAUCUGGAUUCAGCCCCAAAGAUCCUAAGGUUCUGGCUGAAUACAAGUUUGAAUUUUUGCAAACAAUUUGCAACCAUGAGCAUUACAUUCCUCUGAAUUUGCCAAUGGCAUUUGCCAAACCGAAACUCCAGCGAGUGCAAGAUUUUUUUUCAUUUGCGGUGGACCGUUUGACUUCAGUAGAUUCAAAUCUUGAAUACAGUUUAUCAGAUGAAUAUUGCAAGCAUCACUUCUUGGUCGGUUUACUUCUGAGGGAAACCUCCAUUGCUCUGCAAGACAAUUACGAGAUCAGAUAUACAGCUAUCUCUGUCAUAAAGAAUCUUUUGAUAAAACAUGCAUUUGACACUAGAUACCAGCACAAGAACCAACAAGCCAAAAUAGCACAGUUGUACCUCCCGUUUGUUGGACUGCUCUUGGAAAAUAUACAGCGAUUAGCUGGUCGAGACACUAUGUACCCUUGUGCAGCCGUGCCCAGUUCUGCAUCCAGGGAUGAGUUUGCCUGCGGCUUCACUUCACCUACAAAUAGAGGGAGUCUGACCGCUGACAAAGACACGGCUUAUGGGGCUUUUCAAAAUGGACAUGGGAUUAAGAGGGAAGAUUCGAGAGGUUCCCUCAUCCCGGAAGGAGUAACAGGACUUCCAGAUCAGAGCGGAACUGUUGAAAACACCCGACAGAGCUCUGCAAGGAACAGUAUGUCCCAGUAUAACCGACUGGAUCCGUAUGAAAUCAGAAGCCUCUUAAUGUGCUACCUGUAUAUAGUAAAAAUGAUUUCUGAAGAUACUCUCUUAACUUACUGGAAUAAAGUAUCUCCUCAGGAGCUCAUAAACAUUCUCAUACUUCUAGAAGUAUGUUUGUUUCACUUUAGAUAUAUGGGGAAAAGAAACAUAGCAAGGGUGCAUGAUGCCUGGCUGUCAAAGCACUUUGGGAUAGACCGAAAAUCACAAACCAUGCCAGCCCUUCGAAACAGAUCAGGAGUAAUGCAGGCCCGGCUUCAGCAUCUUAGUAGCCUGGAAAGUUCAUUUACACUUAAUCACAGUUCUGCGACCACCGAAGCGGAUAUUUUCCAUCAGGCCCUUCUUGAAGGCAACACUGCUACCGAAGUGUCCCUGACAGUACUAGAUACCGUCUCGUUUUUCACCCAGUGCUUCAAGAGUCAGCUUUUAAAUAAUGAUGGCCACAACCCAUUAAUGAAAAAAGUAUUUGAUAUCCACCUGGCUUUUCUUAAAAAUGGACAGUCUGAAGUGUCACUGAAACAUGUUUUUGCCUCACUGCGAGCUUUCAUCAGUAAGUUUCCCUCCGCGUUUUUCAAAGGAAGGGUUAACAUGUGUGCCGCAUUUUGCUACGAGGUUCUCAAGUGCUGCACCUCGAAGAUCAGCUCAACCAGGAACGAGGCGUCCGCGCUUUUGUAUCUUCUGAUGAGGAACAACUUUGAGUAUACCAAAAGGAAAACCUUUUUGAGGACCCAUCUGCAGAUCAUAAUUGCUGUGAGCCAGCUGAUAGCCGACGUGGCACUAAGCGGAGGAUCGCGAUUUCAGGAAUCCCUGUUCAUUAUCAAUAAUUUUGCAAACAGUGACAGACCUAUGAAGGCCACUGCUUUUCCCACAGAAGUCAAAGACUUGACCAAGAGAAUCCGUACUGUCCUUAUGGCCACCGCUCAGAUGAAGGAGCAUGAGAAGGAUCCUGAAAUGUUAAUUGAUCUCCAGUACAGCCUAGCCAAGUCCUAUGCGAGCACCCCGGAGCUCAGGAAAACCUGGCUUGACAGCAUGGCCAAGAUUCAUGUAAAAAAUGGAGAUUUUUCAGAGGCCGCAAUGUGUUACGUGCACGUGGCAGCUCUGGUUGCCGAGUUUCUCCAUCGAAAAAAAUUAUUCCCGAGUGGAUGUUCAGCCUUCAAGAAAAUAACUCCCAAUAUAGAUGAAGAAGGAGCAAUGAAAGAAGAUGCUGGAAUGAUGGAUGUCCAUUACAGUGAGGAAGUUUUGCUGGAGUUGCUAGAACAAUGUGUGGAUGGCUUAUGGAAAGCAGAACGUUAUGAAGUCAUUUCUGAGAUCUCCAAGUUGAUCAUUCCAAUUUAUGAGAAACGUCGUGAGUUUGAGAAACUUACUCAAGUUUAUAGAACUCUUCAUGGAGCUUACACAAAAAUUCUAGAGGUCAUGCACACAAAAAAAAGACUUUUAGGGACUUUCUUCAGAGUUGCCUUUUAUGGCCAAUCUUUUUUUGAAGAAGAGGAUGGGAAGGAGUACAUCUAUAAAGAACCCAAGCUCACCGGCCUCUCGGAGAUUUCCCUGAGACUCGUUAAACUUUAUGGUGAAAAAUUUGGUACAGAGAAUGUUAAAAUAAUUCAGGAUUCAGACAAGGUGAACGCUAAAGAUCUCGAUCCAAAAUAUGCUCAUAUCCAAGUCACUUAUGUGAAGCCCUACUUUGAUGACAAAGAACUCACGGAAAGAAAGACCGAGUUUGAAAGAAACCAUAAUAUCAACAGAUUUGUUUUUGAAGCUCCUUAUACAUUAUCAGGCAAAAAGCAAGGCUGCAUAGAAGAACAGUGUAAACGCCGCACCAUCUUGACCACUUCAAACUCCUUUCCGUACGUGAAGAAGAGGAUCCCUAUAAACUACGAGCAGCAGAUUCAUUUAAAGCCCAUCGAUGUCGCGACUGAUGAGAUCAAAGAUAAGACGGCAGAGCUGAAAAAACUUUGCUCCUCUGCCGACGUGGACAUGAUUCAGCUGCAGCUGAAAUUGCAGGGUUGUGUCUCAGUGCAGGUAAAUGCUGGUCCAUUAGCAUAUGCAAGAGCUUUCUUAAAUGAUAGUCAAGCCAGCAAGUAUCCACCAAAGAAAGUAAAUGAGUUGAAAGACAUGUUUAGGAAAUUCAUACAGGCAUGCAGCAUUGCGCUUGAGCUAAAUGAGCGGCUAAUUAAAGAGGAUCAAAUUGAAUACCAUGAAGGGCUAAAGUCAAAUUUCAGAGACAUGGUAAAAGAAUUGUCUGACAUUAUCCACGAGCAGAUAUUACAAGAAGACACAAUACAUUCCCCUUGGAUGAGAAACACGUUACAUGUAUUUUGUGCCAUUAGCGGUACGUCGAGUGACAGAGGUUAUGGUUCCCCAAGAUACACUGCUGAAAUAUGAGGACGUGCAACUGUAAAGUGACAACGAGACUGACCUUUCUCAGGAAUGAGCGGAGCUGUGCAAACGUUCCAAUGUAAAGAUGUGAUACACACGGAGUGUUUCUUCCUGACACCAAAAUUUUCAUGCUUUCAAACAGGGUGCUUACAUAUUUGUAAAUAUCUAAGCAACUUGAAAGUGCCUGGUAAAUUGCACCACUGUGCUCGGUUUGUACUUUUUUAGGUAAAUCUAUAUACGGAGAAGCAGAGCUCAACAACGUGAAUUCAGUUUGCUUCAUUGUCGCUUACAGUAACCAUGGUACUAUGUAAAAUUGUAUAAUGGAACACAAUAAAAGGUAAAACUUAUUUGUAA
This is a messenger RNA of Acinonyx jubatus (cheetah), 8357 nucleotides long. RefSeq names its product dedicator of cytokinesis 11 (gene DOCK11). Gene Ontology annotation, biological process: positive regulation of GTPase activity; small GTPase-mediated signal transduction; marginal zone B cell differentiation. Gene Ontology annotation, molecular function: guanyl-nucleotide exchange factor activity. The coding region runs from base 1602 to 8009 and encodes 2135 amino acids. The record is from RefSeq and is a predicted model, not a curated record. The transcript is spliced from 54 exons. Lineage: Eukaryota; Metazoa; Chordata; Mammalia; Carnivora; Felidae.